This is a messenger RNA of Bubalus bubalis (water buffalo), 7459 nucleotides long. It is a transcript of the gene ARHGAP28, whose product is annotated as Rho GTPase activating protein 28. Gene Ontology annotation, cellular component: cytoplasm. Gene Ontology annotation, molecular function: GTPase activator activity. NCBI's taxonomy places the organism in Eukaryota, Metazoa, Chordata, Mammalia, Artiodactyla, Bovidae. The transcript is spliced from 19 exons. Gene Ontology annotation, biological process: negative regulation of stress fiber assembly; regulation of actin filament polymerization; regulation of small GTPase mediated signal transduction. The record is from RefSeq and is a predicted model, not a curated record. The coding region runs from base 1573 to 3699 and encodes 708 amino acids.
ACAGUCCAUGGAGUUGUAGAGUCCAACAUGACUGAGCGAUUAACACUUUAACUUCACUUCACUUCAAGAACCAUCUUAAUAAUGUAUUUAGAACUGGGUGAUCUAACAAAACGUACAGUCACAUUUAUCUAAAAUGUUUUUCAGAGUUCCAACUUGUCUUAAAAUUCUAUCACACUGCAUUUUUCCUGGGAUGUUUUUCUAUUAAAAAAAAAAAAGUGGCUGUACAUUCAUUAAUGUGAUAUGUAUUUGUUACAGGCUUACCAUGUGUAGAGCUUUGUGCUUGAUUUUGCCUGAAAUGUUGCAGUUAUCUAUUCGUUUAUUUAGCAAUUAUUUAUUGUAUGUUACUAUCUGGAAAGUGUUCUGGGUACUGGGGCUAUUGUUAAAAACCAGCAUUCCUAGUGAAGCCUUUGACUCUCUGGCAGCCUGGGUGCCAGUGGGGAGGCAGCCAGCCCACAGGCAAACAGUAUUUUCUAUAAUUUUGUAUAGUUUAUAUUUUGUAUAAUUUUGGAGAGAAGUGAGGAGAGGUAUUCACUCUUUUUGUUGUUGUUGUUUAGUCACCGAGGUGUGUCCGACUCUUUUGCAACCCCGUGGACUGUAGCCUGCCAGGCUUAUUUGUUUUUACCCAGCUACUAAUGUCUGUAACAGCCACUGGGCAUCUGGGCGCCAUGAUGUAAUGACUACGUGCUCUUACUUUAUCGAAGCCCAGCGUGGGGUCUUUUCCAGUCAUCUUAGGCAGUUCUCACAAGCAGACAUACAAAGCAUGUGUUAUCGGUCCUGUUUCUUCAGACAAAGAAACUGAAGCCCAGAAAGAUUGGGUGCAUUUCUUUACUAAAGGCUAGCUAGUAAUCGGUGAAGGUUUUUUGAAUCAAACCCUUGCUUUCUGACCAUGAAUCUCUUGGUUUUUCUCUGCGUUCUUACUUGAUAGACAUUGGAUCAAUCAUCCACACAGUCUUUCCUUUCUACACUUCAGGUUAAGAGGCUUUCAGGAGUUGGAACAACUUUUACCAGAUCACAACAGGUACAGGUUUUGCUUUUGACUUUCAAAGUGCUUUUAAUAAAGCCUCCUGUCUACUUAGUGGAGAAGAGAAGGAAAGGGAAAAACCAUUUCUAAAAAUCACCCUUGCACACCGCACGGGUUUGCAUAAAUCUCAGCCUUCUCGGGGCUGAUUACACUCUGCAGUCUUCAUUCGGAAAUGGAUGAAAAUGUGAGCCGGGACACAAACAGGAAGGCUCCGAAGCAGCAUUGGUCUCGCAGGCACCACCUCUUUAAAUAGCUCCCAUGCGCUGGGAAUUGUUCUCCACUCCGAGGAGAAGCUGCCUCACAGCCCUUUGUUUCUCGGGCCCGCAGAGCUGGAGGCAGCUGCGGGACAGGUCCUGGCUCCCACGUGGAGGGGGAGACAGAACUCUGUAGGUGGUGGGGUGCAGUGGGCCAAAGGAUGGCCUCCUCACCCCUGGGCCAUGAGGACACCGGGCCACAGAGAUGUUUUGAGCGUCCGUCUCCCUUGAUAGCAUUCGUGACCCUCUUAACCUGCUAAGAGAAAGUCCAUCCCUCGCUGCCGAAGAAUCAACAGGAUGCUCUCCAAUGAGUCCCUUCAGUCCCCGGCGUUCAGCCGCUCCAACUCUCAAGCCUCCGUAGACAGUGCCUCCAUGGAGGAUUUCUGGCGGGAAAUAGAAAGCAUCAAAGAGACCAGCCUGGGGGCUCAGGAGGAACAGACGCCUGCCGAGGCCAAGCCCCUGGACGAAGGAGAACUUGAAGCAGAGUGGUUGCAAGAUGUCGGUUUAUCAACCCUGAUCUCGGGUGAUGAGGAGGAAGAUGGCAAAGCCUUGCUCUCUACUUUGACUCGAACCCAGGCAGCUGCAGUGAAGAAGAGAUACAAUACUUACACACAAACCUUGAGGAAAAAGAACAAGCAAUCUGUCAGGGAUGUCAGAGACAUCUUUGGAGCCAGCGAAUCUCCUCCAGAUGAGUUUUGCUGUGUCCCAGCUCCUCUUCUGGAUGUGAGCCCGGAUGAAGAAAGGAUGCCAACGGUCCCCUGCAGAAAUGGUCAGCUGCCAGGUGAUACCUGUGACAGGCAUGCUAGCGAGCUGGAUGGCGCCCGGGAGGGGAAAGCGCUGCCAGGAACCAUCAAAGCCAGCGGCCCCUUGCCAGAUGGUGCUUCUCUCAACAGUAGUACCCUGUCAGAUGGGUCCCAGGAUGAAGAAUGGAGUUUUACUGUUCCCAGGAGUGGCUCCAUGUCCAUCCUGGAGGCCAUUCCAGACGUGCCAGUUCAUUCCAACGGCGCGGCAGACCCUGGACGGUCGGCGCGGAACGCGGCAAGUGAUGAUGAAUAUCUGGAAAAAAGCAUUCCGGUAGAAGCUGAAGAGCUGUCCUUUGAAGUAUCAUAUUCAGAAAAGCUAACACAGGCUCCAAAAAGGAACAGAUUUAAGAAGUUAGAUUUUAAGAAAGAAGACUAUGUUUUACCUAAAUUUGUUGUUCAGAAAACCAGAUUUGGCCUAACCAAAGCAGAAGAUCUGUCUGCAGAAGACAUGAAGAAAAUCCGCCAUCUCUCUCUGAUUGAAUUGACGGCCUUUUUUGAUGCCUUUCGAAUUCAGCUGAAAAGAAACAAAACAGAGAAAGUCAAAGGACGAGACAGUGGGAUUUUUGGAGUUCCCCUCACAGUCCUGCUAGAAAAUGACCGAAGGAAAGACUCUGGGGUCAAAGUUCCCCUUGUGUUACAAAAGUUCUUUGAGAAAGUUGAGGAAUCGGGUCUGGAAUCCGAAGGGAUCUUUCGACUUUCAGGAUGUACUGCCAAAGUCAAGCAAUACCGUGAAGAACUGGAUGCCAAGUUUAAUGCUGACAAGUUUAAAUGGGAGAAAAUGUGCCAUAGAGAAGCUGCAGUAAUGCUGAAAGCCUUUUUCAGAGAACUGCCCACCUCUCUCUUUCCCGUGGAAUAUAUACCUGCCUUCAUCACUCUAAUGGAAAGAGGGCCUCACAUCCGAGUACAGUUUCAAGCCUUACAUCUCAUGGUCAUGGCGCUGCCUGAUGCUAACAGGGACACAGCCCAGGCCCUCAUGACAUUCUUCAAUAAAGUCAUUGCCAAUGAGUCAAAAAACCGCAUGAGUAUAUGGAACAUUUCUACCGUCAUGGCACCAAAUCUUUUCUUCAGUAGAAGCAAACAUUCUGACUGUGAAGAAUUACUCUUAGCAAACACUGCUGCCCACAUCAUCCGUCUGAUGCUCAAGUACCAGGAGAUGUUGUGGACGGUUCCUUCUUUCUUAAUCUCUCAAGUCAGAAGAAUGAAUGAAGCCACCAUGUUGUUAAAGAAGCCACUCCCAAGUGUCAAAAAGCUGCUAAGGAGGAAGACCAUAGAACGAGGGGUUACAAGCCCCAAGACAUCAAAGGUACUGCAAAAAUCACCCUCUACAAGAAGAAUGUCCGACGUGCCAGAGGGCGUCAUAAGGGUCCACGCGCCCCUUCUCUCCAAGGUGUCCAUGGCCAUUCAACUCAACAGUCAAACCAAAGUCAAAGACAUCCUGGCAAAAUUUCAGUGUGAGAACAGUCAUGGUUCAUCGGAAUGCAUUAAGAUCCAGAACCAAAGGUUAUAUGAAAUUGGAGGUAAUAUAGGACAGCACUGCUUGGAUCCGGAUGCUUAUAUAUUGGAUGUUUAUCAUGUGAAUCCCCAGGCAGAAUGGGUGAUUAAACCCCAACAGAGUGUUUGAAAUCACCCCCCAAGAUGGCAGCUAUCAUAUAUUACAUGCCAAGGAGUCCUACAUUCAGUAGGGAAAAAACAAGCUUCUGACAUGUCUUUCCCUAGACCCUCUCAGUGUUUCUCAGCCCAACUGGUGUCUCCCGGAAUUGUCAGCAUGAAUCGUGGAUGAGGAGCUGGUUGACCAUCUGAGUUGAAGCCGUCUCAUGGUGGUUCCUUGGUAAGAGUGAAGGAAAGAGGGUGUGAUCCUUCCAGAAGAAAGGCCAGCAUAAAAUAUGGAGCUCUCAUCAUUUCUGAUACUUUGACUCACAACAGAAAUGAGCUUGGUCUUUAUACCUGGGGAUAAGAGGCACUUCUCGACGUAACAAAUGCUGCCAAACACAAGAGGUAGAAGAGACUUUUUUAUACCUAUGUUUUAUAUAUAUAUAUAGAGAGAGACCUUUUUGAAUUAGGAUGCAAGAAAAAAAACAAAAAUUUCUUCUCUGAACAGUAAUUUAGAUCUCCUUUCCAAAGAGAAUCUGUUUCCAAAGUCACACAUAACAAUAUUUACGCUCUGACUUGCUCCUGAAUUGGAGGAGGAGGAACUUGUGUGUACAGCCCACUGUACUGUUCUGUAUGCUGUACCGUGUUGUGACUGCUUUCUGGUGCAAGUGAACAUCUCCCUAUCAUGGACUAUUGAAAACGGAUACUUUUAAAGCUUACUCUGUUAUGAACACAUAGUUAAGGUCAGGUUUACAAAGGAUUUUCUUGUGCUUCCAUAACCUUCGGUGCAGUCAGCAGUCCUGGAGCUUCUGUUUCUCAUCAUGAUGAUGGUGCUCAGUGAAUAGCUCUCCAUGUGCCAGGCCCAGAUUGUCUUUCCUCCCCAAACACAUCAUUUUUUAAGUUUCAUGACUGUAGAUAAUCACUUCUGCAGCCCCAGUGUUCAAAUGCAGAACUGCCUUUAUCCAACUGCUCUUUAUCCAAGAGUGCUGAAAAAUACCAUUCUAUCCAGACUUCCUAUGCUAUAAAAACAGAUUUUGUUUGUGUUCAUCCAUCAUAGACUUGGCCAGGCCCCAUGGAUUAGCAUCAGGCUUUAGAAUCAUGAUGCAUGUUGGGUGACCUGAAAACUGCCUCGCUCCCAGAAGCCCACAGAGCCAUUUUUCCAGGCCUGCAGUUGGUGAGAAAGCACAGUUCUCCACGAUUCUGAGAGCAGAUCUGACAUGUGCUGAGAGGUCAGGGAGCCCUGCCUUUCCUCUGGGGACUGCAGCAUAUAGAAACAGGGAUAGAGGUCUCACUUAUCCCACAUGUGUGCUUUGGAUUAGAUCUACAGCUUGAGAUUUUGACAAGCUUAUGUGAGUUUUAAUGAAAUUUAACAUCCAAAUGACUCUCCCUUGCAGUUCAAACAAUAGACAAAGUUGCUUACAAAUGCAGAAAACAUUUUAUCUACUUGCAUUGGUAGGUGGGUUCUUUACCACUAGUGCCACCUGGGAAGCCCUUUAUCUACUUACCAAGUCUCAGAACAUAAUGUGAUGAUAAUUUAAGCCUGUAUUAUAGAAGAAAUCUUUUCCAUGCUCAUUAUGCCUUGAUAUCUAUGAAACCUUGAUUUAUAUUCAACGUUCCUGCCCAUUGGAGCUGUGUUACAUUUUUGUGGAAAGCUAAUAUCCAUUCAUUUUGUUUAUUUGAGAGUUUUUAUUUCCUUUGCUUGAAAACCCAGUGGAAGAAAAACAUGCAUUCUGUUGGUUUAUAUUUAUUCCUAUAUUUCAUCAGUUUUCAAUGUAUGGCUAAUUGACAGCAUGUGAGUUUGCAUAAUGAACUUUGAGGGUCUGAGAAAAUGCAGUUAUCAUUCUUGCAAUUCAAACAACAGGAGUAAGCAUUUUAGUCCGUGUAUUAGUUGCUAAGUUCCAAGACCUAAGAUAGCUGUAACUGAUGCCCACAUACAAGGAAGUUCUUCAAAUUAGGUGCCUUACACUUCUGUGUAUAUAUUAAAACAAUGACUGAUUUCUCUAACUGAAUUUCCUCUCAUUUAGAGUAAAUUCUGUUGUGCUUAGAAAAUUCACCAACCUAGCCAAUUUUUUAUUUCGGAAUUUUUAUUUCUUUUGACUGAAAACACAUUAGCACUGAUGGAAGACUUCUAAAAGUUUUAAGAUUUACCCCAUUAGUCAUUAGUUUUAAAUAAAUGGCUAAAAAAUGACAGUUAAAAAAAAUUAAGUUUCUGAAUUUCUUAUCCACAUUUGAUGUGGAUAAGAUGUGACAUCGUUUAGAUGUCAAAGGCUCAGCCCAGUCAAUAAUCUUAAAUUAAUCACUGCCUUCAAGGAUGUGUGACAACUUUAAAAUAACUAUAUAAUAUGGAAGCCCAUGUCAAUACCAAUAUAUUGGAUGUAACUUGAAUUCUUAGUCAUACAGUUAACUGAUCAGAGAAGAAUUUCCAGUAGACACAUAAACUAAUUUUUGUGAGGUUAAAAAAGUUCUUUUUACUGAUUUUAUUACUUUUUUUAAAACUUGAGUUUAUUCUUAAUGAAUAAACAAACCCGUACAACUAAAACUCAAAAAUGGCAGUCACCUAAGUGUUGAAAAAACUAUACUUGCCUUAUGAAGAGUUGUUUUUCAAUAGUUACAGUCAUCUAUAACAAUGAAUAGUGUAAAGGCAAACAUGAAUAGUGUAUCUGCAAACAAAAGACAAGUCAGACCCUGGGCUUCUAAAUUCUGUUCUUGGUAGCUUCCCCCUCACCUUGUCCCAUGCGCUCUUUGUGUGCAGUUAGGAAAAGGACAUCUAGGAGAGCGCUAGAGAAAGUUAUCGUUUUAGGAAGACUUAUUCAGAAAAAAACACUAGAACGCGCUCCUUCUUGCCUCCAGUCUACAAAAGAAGAUCCCUUUGCUAAACAGCUCCCUUGAUGAUAUGAGUCUUCAGGUCACUGAACAAUGAGUUCAGUGAGUUCAAGGGGAGAUCUUUGAACAAACUGGAAUAUUAAUCUCUUUACAAUGUAUAUACAGUAUAAACUACCUCACUUGUCUUUCCUUGGGGGGAUAAAUGACGGACGUUAACAAUUUUUGUUACAAAUGGUCCCUGAUCUUAUUAUUUAAGUCACUUCACUUAGCUUUCAAUGUACAUUUAAUAAUAUGCAUUUAAUGAUGUAAAAUAUUUUUAGCAAAAGCUUUAAAACCAAAAAUACUCUGUAAUUGUGAGGUGUGUUGUAGAGGCCGAGAGAGUCUGUCCUUUACUUGUCGUCUUGUGCGUUUAACCCUGUGGAGUCACAGGUUUUCAAAUGUAGGAAUUCACUUCAUCAAAUUUCACGCAUUUUCAGCUGUUUUCCCCACACUGCCCUUGACUGAAAGUCACGUGAGAUUAAAGUGCCCCUUCUUUCUGUCAAACAUAUUUCAACUGUUUUUCAUAAAUGUAUUACACAUCUGAAAGGAAUAUAUAUUCUGGGACUCUGUAGUUUUAUAUUUUCUGUCUGGCACUUUCAGCUGUUUUGUUUUGUUUUUUUUUUUCAUAAACAUGUCACUUAAUAAAAAAUAAUACGACAUGGAUUAAAAUGUUUUAAACAUUUUUCAACAGUUGUACACACACACACACCCUUAAUUUAAAAAUGACAUCUUUUCUUUCAGGUAUUUUCCAGCUGUUCUUGGAAAUGAUGUGAUUUGAUUGAAAAGUCAUGUUGUCCCUAGGGUGCCAAUUUUUUAUGUUGUCUCCCAUCUCAAGAGUUAAUGUUCUUUCAUCCCGUCAGUUUCAUUGCCAAGUAUAAUAUGUAUGUUGCAUUUUAUUCAUAAAAAUAAAGAGGAAAAAACCAAAAGCA